This is a messenger RNA of Carassius carassius (crucian carp), 3150 nucleotides long. Its product is annotated as adhesion G protein-coupled receptor F4-like. The transcript is spliced from 15 exons. Gene Ontology annotation, molecular function: G protein-coupled receptor activity. The coding region runs from base 239 to 3076 and encodes 945 amino acids. Gene Ontology annotation, biological process: cell surface receptor signaling pathway; G protein-coupled receptor signaling pathway. The record is from RefSeq and is a predicted model, not a curated record. Lineage: Eukaryota; Metazoa; Chordata; Actinopteri; Cypriniformes; Cyprinidae. Gene Ontology annotation, cellular component: membrane.
UUAUCAAUGUAUGGAAUAAAAAAUAUGUAUUUUUCCAUUAAUUGUCUGCAUGUUAGACUGAAUACUGUCACAAUGCUACAUUUCAGAUAGUUCCACACAGGUGUACUGGUUAGAGCUUGAAAUCGAGUCAUCGGUGUAUGACAACAUCACUAAUUAUCUGAAAACACUGCCAAUAAUAUACAUAACUGAUGCAUCUGUAACAGACAUCACCAUCACAACAGAUUGCAAACUGGAUGAGAUGUAUAAAGAUUGUUCAUGCAUGGUGAACUACACAUACAGUGAGGAAAUGUGCAAAACAUAUGGCUGCUGCAAUGACACCUGCAGGCAGAAAGUUAAUGACAUUGCUGUGUGUUUGCCUAAAUCAAGAGUAAGCAUCAAUGGAUUUACUACAUUUGCAAACGAGUCUUGCAUACUUUUAUGUGACCCGAGCAAACAAAAUACUAAAGAGUACCAGGAUAACAACGAGAAAAUAAUCAAAAUGCUUGCAGAAAAAUACAGCACAUUGAAAAAUUUUGAUUCUCUGAUUAUCAACAGUUACAGGAGUGGCAGUGUGAUCGUAAAUUAUACGGUGCAGGUAAUGGGCUCAGUUACGCUUAAUCAGUUGGAGAACGUUACCAACAGUCUGCCUGCUUCUGAUCUGAAAACAACAGGCUUCGUCGUUAUUGAAGGUCCUCAUGAUCCGAUUGAUAUCGACUCCUCGGUAAAUAUAAUUUGUCGUCCGAAAGAAGUGAUGGGAGAGGUAAGGUGGUACUUAAUAGAUGAGUGGAAUAAAAAAAAAACUGAGAUCACAACAGGACAAGAGGCAGACUUUAAAUACAACUUUUUGGAGGACAUUGUUCAGCUAAAUCAUAUUUCAGGCAGCUGGAAAGGAUCAAUUCAGUGCGUGUAUGCAAAAGGGUCCAUACAACACACAGCAAGUACAGUGUUGGACAUAGCACUUCUGCCAGAAAUACAGGCUAAGAGCACUCCCCAGUUUUCUGAUUGUAGAAAUAACCAAUUCAAAAAGGCUACCAUUGAAUGUAAAAUUUCAAAAAGUACAGAAAAUUACACGGUUACUUGGAAUACUGCUCUUAGUUUCACAGAAAUAGGACCAGAAAUCCAGGACAAUGUUUUAACUUACAAAGCAGAGGCGAUCAUAAAUUGUGAAUCGUAUAAUAUAAAUAGGAAUGAGACACUGAAUGUUGCAUGCAUAUUCACCAACAAAAGAGCCAAGUACAACCAAAAUAAAACCCAAAAAGUGGAGAUCCCAGCCAUUCUUUCCAGUUCAAAAUUCUGCGAAGGAGAUGGUGUGUGGCCCAUUACAAAAAACAACUAUACAGCCAUUUUACCCUGUGAGAACUCUGCUGUUGGUUCACAAAUGAAACUGUGCAAUGAAGGAUGGAAAGAAGAAUUCUCUACUUGUGUGAAUUUGGAACUAAACAGCAUUAAAAAGGAUAUAGAGAUAUUAAAUAAAGGCAUUGGCCUUAUUAAGAAUGAUGCAGACGGACUUUUCGUUCGAAUAAAGGAUUCAACCACUGUGGAGACAUUCAACUCAUAUGCAAAUAUUAACGCAUCUGUGGGUAUUUUUGAAGCCUUGAACAAAGUGUCUAAACAGCAGUCGAAUCAAUGGAAUGAUACUGUCAUGCCUAACUUUGUCAGUGCUAUAAGCAACGCUUUGAAUAAAACAGAUUCCUGGAACAAUCCUGAAACUAAAAACACUUAUUUAUCUGUAACGUAUCUACAGACUAUUGAGAACAUUAUACGCAACUCAAAUCUGACUAUGAGUCAGCCUCAAAAAUCAAAUAAUGUUAAACUGGAAGUCUGUAAUAAGACCGGAGACGCACAUUGCAGCAACUUUAAUGCCAGCAUCAGCACAGACAAUAGGGUCGUUGUCGUUGCAUUCCGGAACCUUCACGAAAUUUUACCCAAGUAUGAAACAAGGCCCUUAGAGACCACCAUCUUGUCAGUCACCACUGUAAACAAUAAGACCAAUCCUAUCUCUGUCCAGAUGAUGUUCGAUCAUGGUGAAGACAGACUUCGGAAUCAUGAAAUGUAUUGUCUUUUCUGGGAUGAACAUAACAAUACUUGGUCUAAAGAUGGUUGUACGUGGGGUGGAGCGGAAAAUCAAAAGUUGUGCACAUGUACACACAACUCUGCCUUCACCAUAAUGAUGUCCAAGAAUGCAGAAACCCUUCCGUAUAUGAAGGAACUGACCUACGCUGGCUUAGGGGUAUCCAUCGUCUCACUUGUUCUGUGUUUAAUCAUUGAGUUUUUGGUGUGGGAUACAGUUGUAAAGUCAGACAUCUCCAAUUUUCGGCACGUGGCCUUAGUCAACAUCUCUUUCUGCUUGCUGAUGGCACACUGUGGAUUUUUAGCAACGUCUGAUCCAACAGUAAUCCACUCAAACUGGUGCUCCAUCCUCACAGUAUUCAAACACUUUUUUUUCCUUGCCGUCUUCUUCUGGAUGCUGUGCUUAAGUGUCGUGCUUCUUCACCAAAUGAUAUUUGUCUUUGACCAGCUGAGGAAAAAGGUUUUUUUGGUAUUGUCUAUCACUGUUGGUUACGUAUGCCCUUUAAUAUGUGUGGCAACAACCUUCAUUACAUUUGAGAACGGUCAAGAAGAUAAAUACUAUUCCAAAGAGACUUGCUGGCUCAUAUAUCGGGGUGUGCUGAAGGGCUCUCUCUUUUCCUUUGUAAUUCCUGCCUUAACUAUCGUGAUGGUAAACCUUUUCACACUGGUUGUGGUGAUCAUGAAGAUAGUAACUCCUACUGUGUCGGAUUCAAAGGCGCGGGACAACAAGGACGUUGCCAAGGGUAUGAUUAAGACAAUAGUUUUCCUAAGCCCUGUCCUUGGAAUAACUUGGCUCCUCGGGAUUUUAGUGCUGUACCUUGAUCUUACACAAAAACCUUUUGCCCAAAUUGUGAGCUACGCAUUUACAUUAUUCAAUUCGCUGCAGGGCUUUUUGAUACUGCUGACAAACUGCUUGGUAGAGAAAAAGGUUCGUGAUGCACUUCAGAAGCGUUUCCAAUCCAAGCAAUCAGUGAAUGCUAAAAGUGAAAGCUCGGGCAAAGCGACAUCUUCAGUUAUGAUGAAAUAAAGAUUGGACAGAUUAAAAUCUGUGCCUUCUAAGAGCACUGGAAGAGAAGACAUGAGACUCGAGGGAAAAUUCAA